This is a messenger RNA of Fusarium proliferatum ET1, 1578 nucleotides long. RefSeq lists its product as uncharacterized. The coding region runs from base 1 to 1578 and encodes 525 amino acids. The record is from RefSeq and is a predicted model, not a curated record. The transcript has 3 exons. Lineage: Eukaryota; Fungi; Ascomycota; Sordariomycetes; Hypocreales; Nectriaceae. Gene Ontology annotation, biological process: regulation of DNA-templated transcription. Gene Ontology annotation, molecular function: zinc ion binding; DNA-binding transcription factor activity, RNA polymerase II-specific.
AUGGUAUUUCCCGGUCGUUUCAGCACUGGCUGCAUCCGCUGUCGGCAGCGCAAGAUCAAGUGCGACGAGACAAAGCCUACCUGUCAUCGCUGCUACGUCCACGGCUUACCCUGCCCGGGAUAUACUGACCAGUUUCCAUUCCGCCAGCCAUUGCAAAGCUCUAGUUUCAAAGGCUCGAGGGCGGCCUCUCCAGGUCUAUCCCGCUCCAAGUCACCAAACCCGUCACAACACGUGAAUACUAACGGUAACGACGACGAACGUGCCUGGGACCCAAUCAAACGUGUGCAGUCUCAAAGUGCAAUGCUGGUUAGAUCUCCCAUCAUAGAUCUAUGUGAUGAUGACCGCGCCUCCCUAAGCUACUUUAUCCAUCGUUUUGUAGCCCGCAAUAGGGCGGAUAGUUAUCCGAGCAACAUGACCUGCCUCCCCAGUAUCUUGAACCGCGAUGGCCACGGCCUUUUGGAGGUUACUGCCCUGAGCGUAGCUCGGAUGGCUGCCUACAACCAGCUUGGAUGCGACAGGCUUCGGGUGCAAUCUUACCGUAAUUAUGGUCGAGCUAUCGGCAUGCUCCAGGAUACUAUAUCCUCCGGGCAAGGCAUCACUGAUGACAAAGUCCUUGCUUCAGUCCUUUUGCUUUGCACUUUCAAGGAUAUCAGCGGCGAAGGCUUUGGUGACCCCAGCGAGCAUGUAUCCGGGCUUUAUUCCCUUCUAGAGAUGAGGGGGCUUGAGCAGUUGGCUACGGGUAGGGGCUUUGAGCUCUAUAUCCUUUCGCUUCUGCGAAUUCACAUUUACUCAUUUUUGCAUAACGACGACACCUAUAGCGACCCUGGCGGGAUGGAGCAUUUUCUCGGCCUUUUCGACCCGCUGAUGCGCGGCAUGUCUUUAACGACGGAAAUGCUGCACUUGAGGCAUGCUCUGGUUAGCUGCACAAGUGGUAUUCGGCGCUCAACAGAGACUUUCACAUCGUGCGACCAAGAGGCGGUAGACGCUCAAUUACUGGAAGACUGCUUCCAGAUUCUCUAUAAGUUUGAUACCUGGGAUGAAGAGGCCCCAGUCUACUGGAGAAACACGUUUGAGGAUCGUACAGUACCUAUCGCCCUUGGAAAGGUUGCCACAGGGUCGCACUACUACGACCCGGAAACCGCCUGCACGAUUAUCUUAAUUCGCUUAUCACGUCUGAUUCUUUUGAUAAGCGCGCUGGAAUAUCUCGAAGAAAGGAUACGACAGGGCGCCAGAGGGGGGUACGCUAUAAGCGCUGGAUGGGCCGACUACUUGCCCGCUCUAGAGCAUGAUGUUCGCGUAACUAUCGACGAUAUGCUCUCAUGUGUUCCCUACGCCUUAGCUGAAGUGGACCCGAGUGGCCAGCCUGUACCCACGCCCAAUGAUGGGGCCGGGGCCCUGAUUAUUCUUCAGCCAUUGAAAAUCAUUACAUCUUGCAAGCGCGCGACCUCCCAGCAGCUACUAGUCUGCAAAUCUAUUCUUACUCAUAUGGAUAGAGUUAUUGGUAUUAAGUCAGCUACUGUAUUAAAGACAGAAGCUAAUCCUUUAUUAAAGAUAAUAAAUAAAAGUUUACUUAUUUAG